GGUUAUAGCUGCUCUCUAAACACCAUCCCGAAGUUUUCCUGGACCGUGUGACGCAUGAACACCGGAUGUUUCCAGCUGGCAUUAAUUAGUGAGUGGGUCCACCCUGCCUUUAUAAAGGAGACGCGCCCACUGCCGCGCUCUGUGUCCACGCAGGCGAAGAUGAGCUACGGAUCUGAUGUGUUCUCCUCCUCCUCCUACAGGAGGAUCUUCGGGGAUUCUCCCCGUCUCUCCUCCUCUCCGUCGCGCGUGUCCUCCCGCGGAGGAGGCUACCGCUCCUCCUCCCUGUCCCGCACAGGCAUCUCCUCCGUGGGCUCCUACAGCAGAAAGUCGGCUCGCUCCUUCUCCGCUCCGCUGGAGGCCUUCGACCUGACCCAGAGCAGCAUCCUCAACAAUGAGUACAAGAUCAUCCGCACCAACGAGAAGGAGCAAAUGCAGGGUCUCAAUGACCGCUUUGCCAUGUUCAUCGAGAAGGUGCGCAACUUGGAGCAGCACAACAAAGUCCUUGAGACCGAGCUGGUGGCGCUGCGCCAGCGGCAGGCAGAGCCGUCCCGCCUGGCGGAGCUCUACCAGCAGGAGAUCCGAGAGCUGCGCUCCCAGCUGGAGGAGCUGAACGGGGAGAAGUCCCAGCUGGUGAUAGAGAGGGACAGCAUCGACGACGACCUGCAGAAACUCAGGGGGAAGUACGAGGAGGAGUUCCGCGCCCGGGAGGAGGCGGAGGCCACCCUCAAGGCGUUCAAGAAGGACGUGGACGACGCCACCAUGGUGCGCCUGGACCUGGAGAAGAAAGUCGAGUCCCUCCUGGACGAGAUCAACUUCCUGCGGAAGGUGCACGAGGAGGAGGUGGUCGAGCUGACGGACAUGAUCCAGGCCGCGCAGGUGUCCGUGGAGAUGGAGGUGGCCAAGCCGGACCUCACCUCCGCCCUCAAGGAGAUCCGCAGCCAGUACGAGUCCAUGGCGUCCAAGAACCUGCAGUCGGCCGAGGAGUGGUACAAGAGCAAGUUCGCCGACCUGACGGAGCAGGCCAGCCGGAGCAACGACGCCAUCCGAGCCAGCAGGGAGGAGGCGAACGAGUUCCGGAGGCAGCUGCAGUCCAAGACCAUCGAGAUAGAGAGCCUGAGGGGGACCACCGAGUCUCUGGAGAAGCAGAUGCGGGAGAUGGAGGACAGGCACAGCAUGGAGAUCAACACCUACCAGGAGAGCAUGGCAGAGCUGGAAAAUGAGCUGAGGACCACCAAGAGUGAGAUGGCUCGUCAUCUGAGGGAAUACCAGGACCUGCUGAAUGUCAAGAUGGCUCUGGAUAUAGAAAUUGCUGCAUACAGGAAACUCCUGGAAGGGGAGGAGACCCGCAUCGGAACAGGCAUCGCCUAUUCCAACCCCUCUAUAAGCGCCGGCAUCGGGCAGGGCUACAGCUACCAGACCCGCAUCUACUCCGGCUCCGGCAAGACCUCCAAGAAGGAGGGCAAGGAGGAGGAGCAGCAGCCGCAGAGCAAGCCCACCGGGAAGGUGUCCCAACGCGAAGUCUACGAGGAGACCGUGGUGACAACCAAGAAGAUGGAGAAGCAGCAAGAAGACAUCCCUACCAAUCAGAAAAACUAGAAACCUCCUCUAAGCCUGGGUCUGAAACCACUAAACCUUUGCUCUGUCCCGCGCAAACACACGCCUCUUUUCGUCUCCCGUCUGUUUAUUCUUAUUCAAAUCCAUCAUAACUCCACAGAAGCAAUCACUUUAUUGCGACAAAAGUCAUGGCUGAACAACUCUGAUAGCAGUCUUCAUCACCAGUCAUCGUGUAGGAGAGACACAGUGAGCAAAUUUUUACCUCAAGCUUUGAUGUAAUCUCAACACAUAUUGAGGGACACGCGUUUGACUGUUAGGAUGCACAAUGGCACAUACACACACACACACACACAAAAAAAAAAUAGGUUGGAAACACAUCAGCUGGUGUUGUGCUUUUAUCACUGACAGUUUCAGGAAGAAACAGUCUACCUUA
Messenger RNA from Poecilia latipinna (sailfin molly), 1987 nucleotides. RefSeq names its product internexin neuronal intermediate filament protein, alpha b (gene inab). The transcript has 3 exons. Gene Ontology annotation, molecular function: structural constituent of postsynaptic intermediate filament cytoskeleton. The record is from RefSeq and is a predicted model, not a curated record. Gene Ontology annotation, cellular component: intermediate filament; postsynaptic intermediate filament cytoskeleton; cytoplasm. Lineage: Eukaryota; Metazoa; Chordata; Actinopteri; Cyprinodontiformes; Poeciliidae. The coding region runs from base 55 to 1596 and encodes 513 amino acids. Gene Ontology annotation, biological process: intermediate filament organization.